This is a messenger RNA of Colletotrichum scovillei, 1028 nucleotides long. RefSeq names its product protein phosphatase inhibitor. The record is from RefSeq and is a predicted model, not a curated record. Gene Ontology annotation, cellular component: nucleus. Lineage: Eukaryota; Fungi; Ascomycota; Sordariomycetes; Glomerellales; Glomerellaceae. The coding region runs from base 351 to 893 and encodes 180 amino acids. The transcript is spliced from 2 exons. Gene Ontology annotation, molecular function: protein phosphatase 1 binding; protein serine/threonine phosphatase inhibitor activity.
CUCCAGAAAAAAAAUAAGGAUCUAGAAAGCAUUCCACCCUCUUUGCCUUCCUCCAAACUUACAAAUAGCCAAAUCCCUACGGAUACACGAACCCCUGAAUAUCCUCGAUCUUCCCGCCGGGUGACGAAUCUGCACGCGACAGACGCCUCAACACGCACGACAGCCAUAGAUUUGCGACUGCAUCAAGUCCACUAUUCGAGAAGACCCAGCAAGCUUUACAAUAUUAGGGGUUUAUCGGUGUGAGAAGCGCCCCCGCGAAGAAAAGUGACUGCAUCGGCAGCACGCGACCACACAAACCUCUCCGCCCUUCGACGUUCGCAAAACUUCCUUGUACCGAAUUUCUCACCACAAUGGCGGGCUUACAAGACCGUUUGCCGCAGCGCUCGGCACCAGGCCCCUCCCAGACUCAGACGGAAACGCAGAGCAGGACGGGCACGCAGGCAAUUCUACGGCUGAGAGGUGCCCACGCUCCAUCCAGGCAGUCGGUGCGAUGGGCGGAGGACGUGGUGGAUAACGAGGGCCUGGGACGCAAGAGCUCAAAAGUCUGCUGCAUCUACCACCGCCCCAAAGGCGUAGACGAAUCCAGCGACGAGUCUUCCUCGGAUUCCUCUGACGACUCUUCCGACUCGGAGGCGGACACUAACGGAGGGCGUAGGAGGGUACCCUCGGGAGACCACAAGGGUAAGGGUAAAGGAAAGAAGAGCGGUAAGCGGGGAGACCAUGACCACGACUGCGGCGACCACGAUCAUGACCACAGCGGCCACGGGCAUGGGAGGAAGUCUGGUCGCGAGGGGAGCGAGAGGAGGCGGCCUAGCCCGAAUGCGUAUGAGAGGGUGCCGAAGCCGCCUAAGCCCAAGGAUGAGGGGAGCGGUGGUUCGCCAGCCAAGGCUUGAGUGAAGGGAGCUUACACUGGAGAGCAUAAGAUGGUUGAUUUAUGGUUCGCGAUGCAUAUUUUUAGGCGUUGGAAGGGAUUGGUGCAUGGUUCACGGAUGAGCAUAUCUACAGCCCCCAGUAGGUGAGACGGGCGG